AUGAAAUUUAUAACAAUCUUGCUUACCAUAUGCAUGGAUACAAAGUUAGCUUUUUCUGCUAACCAGUCAAACGUAAGUAUUUUGCGCUACAUUUUUACGACUUCCCUUUAGAUUUAUGAGCAAUUUUCUUCGAUUCUUAUCAAGCGAGGUGUUUUCCCAAUCACACUAACAAGUAUACGACUAAUUAUGAUACAUUUUUGUCGAUGAAACUUCGUGACACUGUCUCGGUCUAGUGCAAGGAAUUUUCUUCUUUAGCGCCUCCUUGGCUGCAAAACAUCCGAAGACAAUAAACUAACCCGACUUGCCUUCUUUCGAAACUGCAUGAGGAUUUUCUCUAAGGAUUUAAUAAAGAAAGAGACGAAAAAAAAGGGAAACAGUCUUAUGACAGAUUAACGAUUAUUAUCAAUUUUCAAUCUAGAAGUCACUUAGGCCCCUUAAAGUAUUACAACACCUAAAAGCAAAAUUGAGAAAAAAACUUUUUGUAUUAUUAUUAGGUAAAGCCUCAAUGUCCAACUGUCAUGAUCAACACUUCAAACAAUGGCGUGCCAGGGGUCCCCGGGGUCCCGGGACUCAAUGGACGAGAUGGAGCCAAGGGAGAUCAAGGACCUGUAGGGCCACAGGGGGGCAAGGGCCUUAGAGGAAAAGCAGGAGCACCUGGAAAAAUGGGACCUAAAGGGGCUAAAGGUGAACAGGGCAACCAAGGCCUGCAGAGAAACUGGAAACAGUGUGCUUGGAAGAACAUCAAUGACGGCAAAGACAGUGGAUUGAUAAAGGUAAAAGGCAGCUGAAAAGGGCUGAGAACAAUACUAAGCAGGAAAAAAAUGUCGUUUAUUGAAAUUUCUGUAAAAGCGUCCAGAGAGGGACUGAAAGAUUUUAAAUUUUCUGAAUUACUCUUUGACUCUUAUCGAUAGACGUUUUCUUUCUUUCUGAUUUUGAUGAAUUUCAACGUCUUUAUUUCUUUUUUUUAGGACUGCGUUUUUAAUAAAGACGCCGACAGCACCGUCUUAAAAGUGGAGUACAACGGCGACAUCAGAAUUGCUGGCUGUCUCGACUGCUGUUCGCGAUGGUUUUUCACCUUCAAUGGUGUGGAAUGUCGCAAACCUCUCGCUAUCGAUGGCCUGAUGCAUAUCGCCCAAAAUCACGGAAGAACAGACACUAACAUUCACAGAGUUGGUCAGAUUGGAGGAUACUGCGAAGGAAUCCCUAAGGGAACUGUUCGAGUGGGAAUCAAUGUCGGUAGCUGCGUGGGAAAGAAAGCUGCAGAAGCUUAUACUGGAUGGAACUCCGUGGCCCGAAUCAUGAUCGAGGAAGUUCCUCCAUCUCAGUAA
This is a messenger RNA of Porites evermanni, 1328 nucleotides long. The record is from the annotation of a GenBank genome assembly. Lineage: Eukaryota; Metazoa; Cnidaria; Anthozoa; Scleractinia; Poritidae.